GAGAAGCGCCGCCGCGAUCGCAUCAACAACAGCCUGUCCGAGCUGAGGAGGCUGGUGCCCAGCGCCUUUGAGAAGCAGGGAUCAGCCAAGCUGGAAAAAGCAGAGAUUCUGCAGAUGACUGUCGAUCACCUGAAAAUGCUGCAUACGGCAGGAGGGAAAGGUUAUUUUGAUGCUCAUGCUUUGGCUAUGGACUAUCGGAGUCUAGGGUUUCGAGAGUGCCUGGCUGAAGUCGCUCGAUACCUUAGCAUUAUAGAGGGUCUGGACGCCUCCGAUCCUCUGCGAGUUCGACUUGUGUCUCAUCUCAACAACUACGCCUCUCAACGGGAAGCAGCGAGUAGUGCACACGCUGGCAUUGGACACAUUCCUUGGGGCAGUGCCUUUGGACAUCACCCUCACAUAUCUCACCCGUUGCUGCUGGCUCAAAACGGGCACGCUAAUACCAGUACUACAGCAUCUUCCACAGAAUCACAUCACCAGACCAGAAUUGCCGCCCCACAUGCUGAAACUUCCUCACUCAGAGUGCCCCCAAAUGGCAGCGUUGGACCAGUGCUCCCCGUGGUCACAUCUACCAAACUGUCUCCUCCUCUUCUCUCCUCCAUGGCAUCUCUGUCUGCGUUCCCCUUUUCGUUUGGCUCCUUCCAUCUGCUGUCCCCCAACGUGCUGAGCCCCUCUGCACCAACGCAGUCAGCAGCCCUUGGCAAACCAUACAGACCUUGGGGGACUGAGAUUGGAGCCUUCUAA
Molecule: messenger RNA, 741 nt
Organism: Egretta garzetta (little egret)
Lineage: Eukaryota; Metazoa; Chordata; Aves; Pelecaniformes; Ardeidae
Gene: HEY1
Product: hes related family bHLH transcription factor with YRPW motif 1
Exons: 3
Coding region: 115-741 (208 amino acids)
Biological process (GO): regulation of neurogenesis; negative regulation of neuron differentiation; regulation of transcription by RNA polymerase II
Cellular component (GO): nucleus
Molecular function (GO): RNA polymerase II cis-regulatory region sequence-specific DNA binding; DNA-binding transcription factor activity, RNA polymerase II-specific
Source: RefSeq, a predicted model, not a curated record